Pungitius pungitius (ninespine stickleback) is the source of this 4906-nucleotide messenger RNA. It is a transcript of the gene prkacaa, whose product is annotated as protein kinase, cAMP-dependent, catalytic, alpha, genome duplicate a. Gene Ontology annotation, cellular component: nucleus. The record is from RefSeq and is a predicted model, not a curated record. Lineage: Eukaryota; Metazoa; Chordata; Actinopteri; Perciformes; Gasterosteidae. The coding region runs from base 777 to 1832 and encodes 351 amino acids. The transcript is spliced from 10 exons. Gene Ontology annotation, molecular function: ATP binding; protein serine/threonine kinase activity; protein kinase A regulatory subunit binding. Gene Ontology annotation, biological process: protein phosphorylation.
CGGGACCCGGUGGAUGGAUGACUGGAGUUUCCCUUGCGGUCUGAAGAUUAAUGGAAGGGGUCUGUUGAUCUUAGGAAUCGACUAUCAGAUGGUCGGUCCCAAGGAACCGUUGCACUUGAUGCUGGUUUAGAAACGAAUGGAGAGAGAUCCAUUUGAAAUUACCUACAGCGGAGAUAACGAAUAACCUGGACGGCACUUUUGUUAUCCAGGUCUCAACUGAAAAGGCCUGCCUACACAGGGAUAGCACCUGGUUAGUUCAGGCCAGGAUAAGACUGCGAGGGACGCUAAAAGCUAACGCUAGCUUGUUCGUCAACGUUAGACCGAAGCAGAUCUCGACGACCUGCCCGAUGGUCCGGGCUGGAUUUUGGGAAAACCACGUAGUUUCCGGAAAUAAAGGACAACCGAGUGACAUCUCGAGGUGUCACUGUGGUUCGCUUGGAAAUCCACAGGCUAACGCCACAAAGCUAACAUCUACUGGCAAUCUCUGCUAGAGUUAGCUAGCGGGCUAGCUCAGCUAACCUUAAGCUUUAAUAUUGGCUGCAGGCUUGUACAUGCUGUACACGCUUUGGUUGGAGUUUACCGAACUCCUCGAGUAGGGUCAUUUUGAAGAAACCUAUUUACACACGGAGGUUAAUAAUGGUAGCUAGUAGCUAGCUGUCAGCUUCAUUGAGCCCAGCAACUGCGUUAGCGGUGUAGCACCAUUUGUCGACUUGCAAAGGAGAAGGAAAAAAAAAACCUCAUUCUGAGCCAAGGGACUCCACCAUCAGCCUGCUAUCAUGGGCAACACGCCCACCGCGAAGAAGGGCAAUGAGAUGGAGAGCGUGAAGGAGUUUCUUGCCAAAGCCAAAGAAGAUUUCCUAAAGAAAUGGGAGAAUCCAGCACAGCAAACCGCGGCGUUGGACCACUUUGAGCGCUUGAAGACCUUAGGCACGGGUUCGUUCGGCCGAGUCAUGCUGGUUAAACACAAAGAGUCGGGCCAACAUUUUGCCAUGAAAAUACUUGACAAACAGAAGGUAGUGAAGCUGAAGCAGAUAGAACACACACUGAACGAGAAACGUAUCCUGCAGGCUGUCAGCUUCCCCUUUCUGGUGCGACUGGAGCACUCUUUUAAGGACAACAGUAAUCUCUAUAUGAUAAUGGAGUAUGUACCCGGCGGCGAAAUGUUCUCCCACUUGAGGAGAAUUGGUCGAUUCAGCGAACCACACGCCCGCUUCUACGCAGCCCAGAUUGUACUGACCUUCGAAUACCUUCACUCGCUGGACCUCAUCUACCGGGAUCUUAAGCCGGAGAACUUGCUCAUCGACCAGCAGGGUUACAUACAGGUAACAGAUUUUGGAUUCGCGAAAAGGGUGAAGGGCCGGACCUGGACGCUUUGUGGCACCCCCGAGUACCUGGCGCCAGAGAUCAUCCUCAGUAAGGGUUACAAUAAAGCAGUGGACUGGUGGGCUCUGGGAGUUCUGAUUUAUGAGAUGGCCGCCGGUUACCCCCCCUUCUUUGCUGACCAGCCUAUUCAGAUUUACGAGAAGAUUGUAUCAGGGAAGGUUCGCUUUCCCUCCCACUUCAGCUCGGACCUGAAGGAUCUGUUGAGAAAUUUGCUGCAGGUGGACCUGACCAAGCGCUUUGGUAACCUCAGGAACGGAGUCAACGAUAUCAAGGGCCACAAGUGGUUCGCCACCACCGAUUGGAUCGCCAUCUACCAGAGGAAGGUGGAAGCUCCCUUUAUUCCAAAGUGCAAAGGCCCCGGUGACACGAGCAACUUUGACGACUACGAGGAAGAGGAAAUCAGAGUCUCCUUCACUGAGAAGUGUGCAAAGGAGUUUGCCGAGUUUUAGAUUCUCACCAUCAGUAGCGAGGCAGGAGAGAGAGAGAGAGGGAGAGAGAGAUAGAGAGAGACAGGGGUAUAGAAAGUAAAAGGGGGGUGGACAGGAAGCGCUAGGGUGGACUGCUAUCUUUCUUAUUUGUAAUGACGACAACAAUGUAACCCCCCCCCCCCCUGUGGAAAGGUAGGCAAAAUGAAGACAGAACCAGCAGUGUUGCGUUUCCUGAUUGUUCCUCAACUGUUACCCAUUCCUUUUAUUUCUCCCUCUCGCUUGUGACGGGCUGGAGGAGAACAGGCGUAGGUUGUGGCUGUCCAGCUCUGCUUGUAUCUUUCUGAUGGUGUAAUGACAUGCUUUCAGUCUGUGCAGGUUGAGGCAUUGGUUUUCUGUUAAGGUACUGAAUCUCCUAGGCUCUUUUUUUUUUUUCUUUUUUUUUUUUUUAUUAUUCCUACGGAACUGGCCCUGUCCACAAGCUUCUCAAAGAGUGGUCGUUGUAUCUCGUCACCGCCCCCCUCCACCCACUCACCGCCCUCCCAUCCUCCAUCCUGAAUCUGUCCAAGCAAUACCAAGUCCAACAGAUGUGCCUAUCAAAAUGCCAACUGGUUGGAAAACUGUGUCAAAAGCAUUGGUGCAGAGCUUUGGCGACGGUGGCAUCAGCCCUUGUGCCCAUUUUGGUUUAAAGCUUGAAAACUCUCUGCAACUGCCUUUUGUCUGCUAAAUGUGGCAUGCUUACUGGGUAGAUGAUGCACUCACUGCAGCCGAAGCAGUGGUGACCUCCUGAAUCAGAGUGAACAUGAAUUAUCACAGUAAAUUUCACCCACAUCUUGCUCCUUUUUCUGGGACCUGUGAGAAUGGGUAAACCGGAGGUUUGCAUUGAAGUCUGUCUUUUUCUUGGCUGAAUUUAUUAGCGCAUUUUAAGAAUCCUAUUGGUGAUCAUUUCAUCCUCUUUAUGUCAUUUCUGUGCUUGUGUGUUAUUUAGUGCUCAUGGGUGGGUUAAAAAGCUGUGGUUUAGCAGCAACUAAGUGGUCACACUCCUGACUAUUGUUUAUUUAAUAAAUAAAGAUCUAUAUAUGUAGAUAUUAAUAUAAAUACACACAUAUAUACUAAUAUGUAUGUAUUCAUAUUUAUAUAUAUGUAUGUAUUUAUGUUAAUAUAUAUAAAUACUUAAAUUACAUCUUUUUCAAGAUUGUCUCAUAGGUGUGAAACAGAAAUUACGAUUUCAUAAAUAAAUAUAUAAAUUCUGCCAAAUUUGCAAACUGAGAACAUUGCAAAGUUUUCUUUAUGUAAUUAUGAUGGUGGUGGAUUUUAAUGCGCAAAAAAGUAGCAAAACGUUUCAACAAAAUGUGCAUGUUAUUUUUGUACAAUAUCCCUUUUAAAGAAAGAUGGCAGAGCAUUAUGCUUUAUUUGCGCUGAGGUACCUGAGAUCGUGGAUAACAUGCUUAGCUAUUGAAAUGGACUCUCGGCUGCUCUAUUGUGAAGAUGGAUCAAGACCCAGUUGAAUGUGUCUGAUGGUUCUUCUGGGAUUUGUUCAUUGAUCACUUGUAGGGAAAAAGGUUUGCUGAUAAUUGUCGCUUCUCACCUUCAUUGAUUUUUUUUUUCUUCUUUUUUUUUUCUUCCUUACCCCCCUUUUUCUCGUGUGUGUGUGUGUAUAUACCGAACAUGUAACACCUUCAAAAAGAUUUGCAGUCCAACCAAAUUUUUGGGACUGUUGAGAUUGGAGUGUUAUUUUUUGUUUUGUUUCCAUUUUCCAGCUUUCUAUGUAACAAAUUAAACUAAGGAAGCUAUCCUAAAGCUGUGCCCUUUUGCCAAGUUUAUUUCUGUGGAUGCAAGACAAUCGCAGACCAAAUCUCUGCUGGUCUGUUGACUACACUUUGUUUGAUCAAGGAUGUUUGCCCCCACCCCCCACCUUCCAUAGGCCCUAGGUGCUAGACUUUAUCCAUCUCACUGAAAAGCUUCUGUGAAUUGUUAGAUGUGCAUCAAUUGUCAUAAAGUCUUGUACCAUGAGAUUUCUGAGAAUGUUUUUCAACUAAAUGAUUUCGGUAGGCUUGAGUAAUUAUUUUGGCUGUCUCAAUGUAAUUAAGAUCAAACACAGGAUAUCUUUUUUUGAAUGUCUUGAAUUGUCUAACGGAGAUGGUUCCAAUGCUGUUUGGAAACACAAUGUUUAUUUUUAUUUUUUUUAAUGCUACGUCUUUAUCGGGUGAGCUUGGUUUUUUUUUUCUUGCAUGUGGUGAAGCAACCCAAUGGCAAGACGUCACCUGGACCUGAAACAUGUCUUUGAGUAAUUCUAGUUUCCGCUGCCGACCGUCUCAUCACUGUUUAACCCUUUUUGUUGAUUUGUUUGAGCAUCACGUCGAACAAUGCAGUGGACCACCAACCAACUUGUCCGGUCCCUUGCAAAUACUGAAGCACAUGCCGCAUCCUUUCAGAUCUUCUAUUUAAGUGAUUUGUGCUAAUUAUUUGAAACUUUUAGGACACUAUGUAAUCGGGUUUUUUUUUUUGUUUUAAAGAGAGCACAUGUAAUAUAUUUGGUCUAUCUGUUCUGGCAAAUUGACUAAAUCGCAGUUGGUGUGUGGAAGGCGACGCCACAGGAUCCACUCCAGACACGGAGGUCGUCACAAUGCUUUUCCUUUUUUAAAUUAUUUUUCUUUCCCCCAUACGAAAACUUCUUGUCUUUUAAUUUUAUUCUAUCGGCUGAAUACAUCUACUGCUCUGUGCUAAUUAUGAGUUCUAAUCUUGUGUUUGCCUUCUCCUUUCAUCAGGAUAUUCACACACUUCAUUCAAACAUAACACUUUUUACAUCUGAGAUGUUUUGCGUUCAUAUUUUCUAAUUGUAUUUUCAAAAAAAGCAAAAAACAGCAAAAACAGAACAUUAAUCUUUUCCUCAUGACCUGGGUACAGUGAUUGUGUAGUCUAUUGUACCUUUUGGGAAACAAUACUGUAUAUCCUUGCCUUUGACAGUCUUAACUAUUUUCCCCUCUGGACAACUUGACAGAUACCCUUAGAACACAAAUGAGUAUGUUAAAAAAUAUACAUAAAGUAAUAUUUUGCAAAAUGUAUCAUUCCAAUAAACUUUUACUUGUUAAGACUAA